This is a messenger RNA of Dentiscutata heterogama, 1348 nucleotides long. The record is from the annotation of a GenBank genome assembly. Lineage: Eukaryota; Fungi; Glomeromycota; Glomeromycetes; Diversisporales; Gigasporaceae.
AAUUUGUACUUCCCUGGUGGUGUUGACUUCAACUCAUAUUAUACUAGCACUAAAAAAUUGUAUUAUUAUGGAUUAUCCAAUUUUUUUUACUUGGAUUUAUCAAAUAUAACCCUUGAUGGGAAUACCGUUAUUGAUUCAUCUAAAUGGAUUCAAGUCACUACCUAUGCAAGUUUCACUCUAGCAUAUUGGCCAUUUUUAGGUGGUAUAUCAAGCGAUAAAUUGUUCUUUACUACACCGGCCACUUAUGGGACAUCCGCAGGAUUAUUUGUUGAUGCAUAUGACACUACGUUAAACAAAUGGGAAACAAAUAUUAGCUUCACAGGAAACCCUGGCCAAACUUUUUUAGAUUUUAAACCCUGGAUUACCGAUAGAAGUACGGGAAAAACCUAUUCGCUUCAAUAUAUUCCCGGCAUUAUAGAAAUUUUUGACACAGUCAAUUAUGCGUGGACAAACAGUUCAGUAAUUCCACAAACAUAUACAACUUAUUUCAGCACAUCUUUGUCAUCUCUAUAUGGUCCACCUCAAGUUUUGUUACCAAGUGGCAUAAUAUUAUAUUUUGCUAGUGAAUCGUCUUCAUCUAUAAUUAGUGAUACAGCAACGUCAAUGGGCAAUAUAUUAUCAUAUAAUAUCAAGGCAAACUCAUGGCAACUUAUUAAUACUACAGGUCAGAUACCUAGUUUACGUACUGAUUACACGGCUGUUUCAGUUUCAGACGGACGCGUUAUUAUAUAUGGUGGAACGAGCAAUAAAUUAGCUGCCAGUCCAUCCAUCGUAGUUCUAAAUACUUCUAAUUAUGUGUGGUCAGCGCCAUCUGAAGUAAAUCCUGUUGGGCCAUUAGCUCAACAUACCUCUGUUAUGGCUAAUAAUUUUAUGAUUGCAGCAUUUGGCAUAAAUGUGACCGAAAGAAAUAUUCUUUCACAAAAUAAUAAAAACAUUUAUAAAUUGGAUGUAUCAGAUCCAUUAACUUAUAAAUGGUCUGUAUUAUCCAUUUAUAAUGAUUUAACUGUGCCGGUACCUAUUUCACCAACAUACGCAACACCUAAUAUACCGACAUUUAACGGUUUUAACGGUUUUUCGAAUUCAUCAUCCCAAUCCUCGAAUAAUAAUAAUACUAAUUUGCCUAUUAUCAUUGGCGUUACCGCGGGUGUAAUCGUUCUUGUAUGUUUUAUUGUAGUUUUAUUCUUUAAGAGAACUCAGCCAAAACUGGAUUAUAUUCCGACAGCUGGUAGCAAUCGUGAAAUGGAUUAUCGUGAAAUGGAUUAUAUUCCGACAGCUGGUAGCAAUCGUGAAAUGGAUUAUAUUCCGACACCCGGUAGCAAUCGUGAACUGGAUUAUAUUCCGACACCUG